UUUUCCACAAAGCAUCCAACUGAAAAUACAACAACGGAAAAAAGUUCUUCAAAAAAAAAAAUGCCAGGGCUCACCAUUGGAGAUGAUCUUCCUAAUCUGGAAGUAGAAACGACUCAUGGGAAGAUGAAACUCCAUGACUAUGUCGGUGAUAGCUACACCAUUCUCUUCUCUCACCCUGGUGAUUUCACGCCAGUUUGCACUACGGAGCUUGGUAUAAUGGCGGCUUAUGCUAGCAAGUUUACUGAAAGAGGAGUCAGGCUUCUUGGGUUUUCUUGUGAUGAUGUUCAGUCGCACAAAGAGUGGAUCAAGGAUAUUGAAGCUUACAACAAGGGGCACAAGGUCACAUACCCAAUCAUUGCUGAUCCAAAGAGAGAAUUGAUUAAGCAACUGAAUAUGGUGGAUCCGGAUGAGACCGACUCCACUGGACAGAAAGUCCCUUCUCGUGCUCUUCACAUCGUAGGCCCUGACAAGAAGAUAAAGCUGAGCUUCCUGUAUCCAGCAAGCACAGGAAGAAACAUGGACGAAGUGUUAAGGGUAGUGGACUCACUUCAGAAAGCAGCAAAGCACAAAGUUGCAACCCCAGUUAACUGGAAACCGGGUGACCCGGUGGUCAUAUCACCCAGUGUGUCUAAUGAACAAGCCAACGAGAUGUUUCCACAAGGAUACGACACUGCCAAUCUUCCAUCUGGCAAGGAUUACUUGCGCUUCACCAACGUCUAAAGGAAUGAUAUAUUACUACAAGGCACUUUUUAAUUUAUCACUUAAUGUAAAGAAAGUAGUGGUUACAUUUUGGUACAAUUUGGAUCCUGCACUUUGAUUUUGAGACCUUCUAUAGAUAAGUAAUCUAUAUCUAGUAGAUAUUAUUGCUGAACUUCGGUGCUGGUUUAUGUCGACUUGAUAUGCUGGUAAUAGAUUACUGUUUUCUUUGGUAUAGAACUUGUUCCUUCUUA
Lycium barbarum (goji berry) is the source of this 950-nucleotide messenger RNA. Its product is annotated as 1-Cys peroxiredoxin. The record is from RefSeq and is a predicted model, not a curated record. The transcript has 4 exons. Gene Ontology annotation, biological process: cell redox homeostasis; cellular oxidant detoxification. Gene Ontology annotation, molecular function: peroxiredoxin activity. Gene Ontology annotation, cellular component: cytosol; mitochondrion. Lineage: Eukaryota; Viridiplantae; Streptophyta; Magnoliopsida; Solanales; Solanaceae. Bases 61 to 720 code for a protein of 219 amino acids.